AUAGCCGUUAUUGGCCGUUUAUUUGCCGCAUUAUUUAGUUGAAGAUUGUAAGUGCAGUUGACCAGACGUCUAAUAUUUCUGUAUUAAUAUAAUUUCUGUGCCCGACUUGAAUAAGAAAAGCCCAGAAAUGAAAACCUUUAGUUUGCUCCUGCUGGGGUUACUCCCUGUUUUCGUAUUAGCCGACAUGGACAUACCGAAUCUCAAAAAACUUAAGAGUCGUUCAAAGAUAUUCGAUGGAGAAAGGAUUUUUUCUGUAGAAAUGCUUAAACAGAUCCGAAGAUACCAACCGAGCGGCAACCUGUUCUUCUCCCCGUUCAGCGCCUAUAACGCUCUGCUCCUCGCCUAUUUCAGUGCGUCCGGAGAGACGGAGUCUCAGCUGAGGAAUGCCCUGAAUCUUGACUGGGCUUCCGUUAAAUCAGAGGUGAAUGCCGCAUACAUAUUGGGAAAAGCACAAGACAGGAGUCGAUCACGUCGAAAUAUGGUGGAGCUCAAUUCUGCGAACCACAUCUUUUUGGACAAAAAGGUGAGCCUGCAGAGCCAAUUCAAAACACUCCUACAAAGUGAAAUCGACCAAAUCGACUUCGAGAACGAACCGGAGAAGUCACUCCAGCAAAUCAACGGGUGGAUCGCAGAGCAGACGAAAAACCAGAUCCUCGACAUGCUAAGCUCCGAGGAAAUCACCACAAACACCAAGUUGGUCCUGGCCAACGCUGCCUACAUGAAGGGUCAGUGGCUAAGCCAGUUCGAUGUGAAGAUGACCUCUUUACAGCCCUUCUUUAUAACCCCCUACCAACCUGUGACGGUUUCCAUGAUGCAACAGAAGGGCACCUUCAAGAUAAAUAUGGACGAAAAUUUGCAAGUCCAAAUCCUCCAGGUGCCAUUCCGCACAUUAUACGAGUCGGAGGAGACGCCAAACUCCACUCCUGAUGAUAAGUCCGAAAUUUCCAUGGUGCUCAUCUUGCCGAGCUCCAACCAAGUCUCCAUUAAUGAUGUUGUUAACCGUCUGGAAUCCAACGAUUUGAUUAAUUUGAUUGAGAAGUCCAUGGCGCGCGAGGUCGUUUUGUCGAUGCCCAAGUUUCAGUUCGAGCAGCGUACAAAACUCACUCCGAUCCUUGGAAAUAUGGGCAUUACGAAGCUUUUCGGCAAUGCUGCCAACUUGAAUGAUCUAACAUCCGAUUACGUUUACUUCGAUGAUGCCCAACACGUGGCCAAGAUCAAGGUGGACGAGAGGGGAAGCACCGCGGCGGCGGCCACCAUCCUGUUUAGCAGCCGAUCGGCUAGGCCCGCCGAUCCCACCCAGUUCAAUUGCGACCAUCCGUUCCUGUUCAUCAUCUAUGAUCGCAAAGUCAGUACGAUCCUUUUUGCGGGAAUCUAUAGUGACCCAACAACAAUGAAUUAUGAUCACCUGUUAGAUACCGAUUACUUUACACUUACUGUGUAUCGAUAUAAAAAGCUGCGCUUGGCGGAACUAAGUCCCCUGCUUCUCUUGUCGAACGAUUCAGUUGAUAGUUUUAGCUGCAGGUGGACAGACUUGCAUUCGGUUUUAGUUAUUGUUCGAUUUCGGUGCUACUCAAAGCCUACAUUUAAAGAAGCAGGUUUUCACAAAAUGCAUAUCCUCAGCCUAUCUCUGAUGGUGGUCCUGCCGGCCAUCGCCCUGGCAGGUCUUUGUGCCGUUGAACCCAACGUGAGCCUACUAGAUCGCAGGGAAAACUUCUACAAGGGACAACAAAACUUCGCUGUGUCCAUGCUGGACGCGAUCCGGGAGAGCACUCCCAACGAGAACGUCUUCUUCUCUCCCUACAGCACCUACCACGCUCUGCUCCUCGCCUAUUUCGGAUCCUCCGGGGAAACGGAGAAGGAGUUGAAAAAGGUGCUUCAUCUGGAGUGGGCCGACUCAAAGGAAGUGGUGCACAGCGCCUACGUUCUGGAGAAGAAGAAAAGGAAGGAGCGGCAGAGCAAUAUGCCGCUGGAGUUCGCCUCCGCGGACCGCAUAUUCUUCGCCAACGAUCUUCCGCUGACCAACUGUGCGGAGACCCGUCUGGUUAAUGAGAUCAAGCAGACCGACUUCAAGAACAACCCCGAGGAGUCGCGCAAGGAAAUCAACGACUGGAUCGCCGAGGUCACGCACAACCAAAUCCGCAAUAUGCUCAGCGCCGAUGAAAUCAAUCCUAACACCCGGUUGGUCCUGGCCAACGCCGCCUACCUGAAGGGCCAGUGGCUCAGCCAGUUCAAGACGGAGAAGACUGUUCCGAUGCCCUUCUACACUUCGCCGUCAAACUUGUCGCUGGUGUCCAUGAUGCAGCAGAAGGGAACCUUCCUGCUGAACGUCGACGAGCAGCUGCGUGCCCACGUCCUCCAGAUGCCCUAUCGCACGGUCUUCGAGUCGCAGGAGAAGCCGGACAGCUUGCCCGAUGAGAACUCGGACAUCUCCAUGGUGCUCAUCCUGCCGCCUUUUAACAGCAACUCUCUGGAGGAUGUGCUUUCCCGGCUGAACGCCGAUACCCUGGAGGAGUCGCUCAAGCAGGCCAUGCCACGCGAAAUCGAAGUGUCGCUGCCCAAGUUUGAGUUCGAACAGCGGUUGGAACUGAACCCAAUCCUUGUGAAAAUGGGAGUCACGAAAAUGUUUGACGCGUCCUCCGCCACCUUCGACGAUUAUACCUCGGAGGCGAUUUCAAUUGGAGAUUCCAAGCACGUGGCAAAGAUCAAGGUGGACGAAGAGGGUAGCACUGCCGCGGCGGCCACAGUUCUCUUCACCUACCGUUCCGCUAGGCCCGUCGAGCCCGCAAAAUUCGAGUGCAACCAUCCGUUCCUGUUCGUCAUCUAUGAUCGCACCUCCAGAUCGAUCCUGUUUACGGGCAUCUAUCGCGAUCCCAAAACAAUAAAGCAGUAAAAUAUAAAUAAUUUCACGGUGCAGCAACUUCGCAAUUAACCUAACCAAAUUAUGUUUUGACUGUUAAGGACAAUGUAAACUUUUUAACAUACUUAAACGAUAAUAAAUUAUGCCCAUAACAAGAAAAA
This is a messenger RNA of Drosophila rhopaloa, 3018 nucleotides long. RefSeq lists its product as uncharacterized. Gene Ontology annotation, molecular function: serine-type endopeptidase inhibitor activity. The record is from RefSeq and is a predicted model, not a curated record. Lineage: Eukaryota; Metazoa; Arthropoda; Insecta; Diptera; Drosophilidae. The transcript is spliced from 6 exons. The coding region runs from base 128 to 2890 and encodes 920 amino acids.